CAUGGCCAUUGCCUCUCAUUGCUCCACUACAGUACGUACUAUUCAAGAAAGGUUACUGGCUGCUGCUGCUGUCCUGUCAUUGCAUGCUCUGCUCAUCAUGUGGUUUUUUAACAGGAAUGGAUCAUCUGGGUUCUCUUCAUCUUCAACAGCAGAGGAAGUCACUCGUGGGGUUGAUGCCUCUGGCCUCACUGCCAUUGUCACAGGAGCAUCUAGUGGUAUUGGCACUGAGACUGCGCGAGUUCUUGCGUUGCGUGGUGUACAUGUCAUUAUGGGGGUCAGGAACAUGGCUUCUGGAAGAGAUGUCAAAGAUGCAAUGGUUAAGGAAAUGCCCACUGCCAAAGUUGAUGUCAUGGAAUUGGACCUCAGCUCGCUGGCAUCUGUGAGGAAAUUCGCAUCUGAUUUCAAUUCCUCAGGCCGCCCCUUGAACCUCUUAAUUAACAAUGCAAGAGUUAUGGCGACACCGUUCAUGCUUUCCAAAGACAACAUAGAGCUACAGUUUGCAACAAAUCACCUGGGUCAUUUUCUUUUGACAAAUCUUUUGUUGGAUACUAUGAAGAAAACGGCACGUGAAAGUGGCAUAGAAGGAAGAAUUGUAAUUGUUUCCUCGGGGUUUCACCGCUAUCCAUAUCCUGAGGGAAUUCGUUUUGAUAAUAUCAAUGAUCAGUCAGGGUAUAAAAGGUUCCUGGCAUAUGGCCAAUCGAAACUUGCAAAUGUGCUGCAUGCUAACGAGCUCACUAGACGAUUCAAGGAAGAUGGAGUAAACAUAACUGCAAAUUCAUUGCAUCCUGGAGUAAUCGCCACCAAUCUUUUCCGUCAUAAUACGAGCCUUGCCAACGACAAUCCCAUAACAGUCUUUCUCAAGUCCCUUGCCGGGCUUGUGCUAAAAAAUGUCCAGCAGGGUGCUGCAACAACGUGCUAUGUGGCAUUAAAUCCACAAGUAAAGGGUGUAAGCGGUGAGUAUUUUUCGGGUUGUAAUCUGGCCGCUGCAUGCUCAGAGAGUAGAGAUGCCGAGUUAGCGAAGAAACUCUGGGAUUUCAGUAUGGAUUUGGUUCAAUAAAUAUAUAUUGAUGCCUACAAGUUUCUAUGUUUCCAAGAUAAUGUAAUAUAUUUCAGAGGGAUAUGGUGUAAUUCCAUUUGCCAUAUGGUCUCUGGUAUCAGUGUUUGUACUCCUUUAUUGUGACGAUGAAGUCGCAGAAGUAUA
Messenger RNA from Populus euphratica (Euphrates poplar), 1201 nucleotides. RefSeq names its product short-chain dehydrogenase TIC 32, chloroplastic-like. The coding region runs from base 2 to 1057 and encodes 351 amino acids. The record is from RefSeq and is a predicted model, not a curated record. The transcript has 8 exons. Lineage: Eukaryota; Viridiplantae; Streptophyta; Magnoliopsida; Malpighiales; Salicaceae.